Messenger RNA from Gigantopelta aegis, 8670 nucleotides. Its product is annotated as nucleolysin TIA-1-like. Gene Ontology annotation, molecular function: mRNA binding. Gene Ontology annotation, biological process: regulation of mRNA stability; nuclear-transcribed mRNA catabolic process, nonsense-mediated decay; cytoplasmic stress granule assembly. Gene Ontology annotation, cellular component: cytosol; cytoplasmic stress granule. Bases 495 to 1586 code for a protein of 363 amino acids. NCBI's taxonomy places the organism in Eukaryota, Metazoa, Mollusca, Gastropoda, Neomphalida, Peltospiridae. The transcript has 12 exons. The record is from RefSeq and is a predicted model, not a curated record.
GACAAAAGCAUAUUGAACACACUCUGGGGCUAUCAAUAGAUUUUUGGUGACCGCUGAGCGUUUUAACUUGGUGACUGGUUGCGACAGCAGUAGCACACACUGAGGAAUGAUCGGAGCUGACGAGUCGUAUUGCUCACUCACACACACACACAACAACACGACACUCUUAAUGGACUAGGAGAACACAGGUCCAGUGAUCACAGGAGCCAACCUAACUGUCGCCUGACUCUCUCUGUGUGUGUCUCCCCGCGCCCAGCCCCUCCAGUGGACCGCGACUCUCGAGUCUGGUGAUCAGUGAUUCCAUCUCGGUACUCGCCGCCGCGUCGUCCAUCUGCCUGUGUGCUGCUGCUGCCUGGCUGCUAAUCAAGCGCUCGAUACAACGUUGUCGCAUCCUCUCUUUAUCUCUCACUGUGGCUUUAGUUAGUGGAUCCCCGAUAACUGCACCGGUCGCCGUUCCAUCCCCGACGAUCAGACUUCGGCCUCGCGGUGUCAGGAUGCAUCCCUACUACUACGUUCAGUAUAUUCCCAUUACUGUCAAACAGCCCGACAUGGUCAAUGAAAUGAAAGUCAACUGGGCAACAUCACCAAGCAGUGCAGCAAAAACAGAUACAAGCAAGUGGUUAAGAUCAACGUAUGAGCACUUUCACAUAUUUGUCGGUGAUCUCAGCCCAGAUAUAGAGGGACACCAGUUACGAGACGCUUUCAAAGUGUUUGGAGAAAUAUCAGAUUGCAAAAUUAUACGAGACCCACAGAGUAUGAAAUCCAAAGGAUAUGGUUUUGUCUCAUUUGUUAACAAACUGGAUGCAGAAAAUGCAAUUAGUGGUAUGAAUGGUCAGUGGUUGGGGAGUCGGCCGAUCAGAACGAAUUGGGCGACGAGGAAACCUCCGGCUCCGAUGCAAAAAGAAAACCGCUGGUCAUCAGAUGUAAAACCACUAAAUUAUGAUGAGGUGUAUGGCCAGUCGAGUCCCACGAAUUGUACGGUAUACUGUGGAGGAGUUGCAACAGGUUUAACAGAGGAAAUACUUAGAAAAACGUUUUCACCACAUGGUACUAUACAUGAAAUCAGGGUGUUUAAAGACAAAGGAUAUGCAUUCAUCAGAUUUAAUUCAAAAGAAUCUGCAGCUCAGGCUAUUGUCGCUGUGCACGGUACGACAAUCAACGAACAGGUAGUCAAGUGUUCCUGGGGCAAAGAGUCGAAUGAUCAGGCGCAGACGGGCCAGACUCAGGUAGACGACACGUUCUCGGGUUUUUCCACUGUCUUGCAACAAGCUCCUCAGCAGUUCCAGCAGCCCUCCUCCCAGUCAUCACAAUACGGGGGAUUUUAUAACGUCGGCUACUGGGGUGGGUACCCGAGCGGGGCAAACGCCUACCAAAACAUGGGCCAAGGAGGCUACAUUCCAGCACAAGGAAUGGGCGGCCAGUGGCCUGCUAGUGGAUACAACUACCAAGCAUAUGGUAGUAUGUCUAAUAUGGGCGUCCAACAGUUUGGACAGAUGAUGCAACCCGGACAGCAGUUCAACGGACAGCAGCAAAGCGUGAUGGGAUAUCCUAUGCAGAUACCAGUCAGCACAGUGACCUUUCUAUAACUUUGACAGCGGGGGAAUGCGAGUUACCUGGGGAUAAGUUGACCCGUGCUUACAUCUGGCAUCGAAUCUGGCACCUGGCAUCCGAGACGACAAGGAAAGUGAUUCGAGUCUGGUUGAAGCUGCUGGCGUCUUUACACUCGUUGUACAUAGUGAUGGAUAGCGUAGAUCAUAGUCCUGACAUCUGUAUGUCCUUGUGUGUGUCCCGUUUUGUUUCAUCAGAUGUUUUAAUGUUGGCCAAAGUAGGGAAUUUGGUUUUACCACAUCGUACUCUCGACUUGUAAGGUAUAAUAUUGAUCACGAUGAAGCUGUUGUUAAUAAUAUUGAUAAACCCUGUACAGUGUUUGCAAUGACAAAUGCUCAUAUUUAUUAUUGGAAAAAAAUGCACUUCCUGUGAUUUUGUUUUUGUGGUGCAAACUGGCCUCAAAUAACCAUAUUUAAAUGAGGUGUGUUUUUUUCUCUUUUGUUUUCUUUCAUAUAUUUAUAUGAAUCCAAACUCUUGAUAACAGUAUAUAACAUCUGUUUUUAAUAUAACUGUUAAUAUCACAUGCCUGAUGGUUCAAAACAUUUUAUAUCUGUUAAUAUCACAUGCCUGGUGGGUCAAAACAUUUUACAACUGUUAAUAUCACAUACUAGAUGGUUAACACUUUUUUUUUUAAAUAACUUUUUAACGCUUUUCCAGCAUCCUAUUAAUAAUCCCGAUUGUAAAAAUGUGUAAUGUAGAUAGCUAUCUGCAGUAUUUGGUUUGUCCCAUGUAAGUAUGUACAUCAGGCUCUUAGCUCUUUUUAAAUAUAUUUAGUGCAAUGUAAACUGCUGUGGGCACACCCUUAGUUUCGUUGUCCUCUUUUGACCCCAUUUAUUAAUGUGAAUAUAUCAAUCAUCUUACUUUAUUUGAAGUACUUCUUGUGAAGAAACACUGUACAGAACGUAUUAUAAUGGCUAAACAUAAUUUUAUUGUUAAUAUUGUUAAUGACGUAUAUCUCAUCUGUAAAGUUUAUCAUUUUCAUGUAAAAAAAACAAAAAACUUGUAAUAACAUCAAUCUUGUUUAAUUAAAAGACCCGACUGAGGUGAGAGACAAUUUCUCUAUAUUUUGAUAUGACGUAUUAUUUGAAGUUAUAGUCACUCUGCAAUGUACAUAUUGUUUCUAUGUGUGGUUUUUUUCUCGUGAUGUCAAUAGGGAGAGGUGUGUUUGUCUUGGUGGGGUUAAGUCGCCAAGAGAACCAGUGUACAAAUAAUAUUCAAUAAGAGUCUUUUACGUAUUCUUUUGUCUGUCUGUCCGUCUGUCUUGUGGUCCAAGAAUGUGUGUGACUUUAUCAGUUUUCUGUGGAGAUAGUAGUUAUUUGGUAUUGUAUUGUUGUUGUAGAAAAAUGCCUCAUGUUUUGACAGCAUUUUGGGUGAAAGGACUUGUACAUAAUAACAUUGCAUAGUGUUUUUGUAUAAACUGUUUCUUAAUAUGUCCUUCAAAAAAAAACAAGAAGAAAAAAUAUUGUAAGAAAGAAAACGCCUAAAAACAAUUCUUCUGGAAUUCGUUACACAAAUAACUAUAGAAAAAAGUAUUUAAAAGGAGGUUUUUUCUACCUAUUUAAAGGUGUGCUUUUAAAAAAAAAAACCCAGAAGUGCAUUAUAAAAAGGACUACAUAGAAACAAAGAAACACGCCAAGAUUUUGUCUUUAGAAAAAUUAAUCUAUCCCGGUUUUCUUCCUCACUUUACAAGUUAAUUUCUAUUUGAGCGAUGAGUUUGAUUCAAUUUUCUACAACCGUAACAACAUGAAUACUGAAAAUUAACAAAACUGAACAUGAUCAAUUACUGUUGGUAAUUAGUCUUGUAUGUCAAUACAAAAAUAAUUUCAAAUAGUCUUUUAACAAUUUUUAUUUUAGAAAGUUGAGGUUGAGAAAAUUUUUUUUAAAAUUUGUACAUCUGAAACUCUUAACCAUUUAGGAAAAGCUUACAAGAAUCCAUAAAUUACUUUAAUACAUUGAAAUGAAUGAGAACAUCUCAAGUAACGUUUAUCUUGUACUAUGUGCGAUAUAAGAUCUCCCAGACAUUUUACCAUUCAAAAUUGAUGAAACUGAUGAGUUGUGCCCGGUAUAAAUUGAUCUGCAUAUCCCACCAUUUGAUUAAAUCACAAAAACUAACAUGUAAUCACGUGGGUUAAACCAUUGUGUACACAUACAAUAUUUAUAUGCAAUAAUAGCUAUGUUGUGGGGUUUAUUGUAUGAGGUGGUGCAUCAAAACUCUUGAAAACAGUUAUUUGUGAAGAUGAUUAGAUUUUAGAUAUAGUUACACGAUGAUGUUUGUUCACAUUUAUGUAUGCUACUCAACUUUUGAUAGAUAUUAACUCCAAAAGAUUAUUUAUCUUAAUUUUAUGGCUGAUUGAAAUACCUGUACAACCAAAUUUACCUAGAUGAAUAACAAUUUGUGGCAUUUAGACUGUAGCUAACUAGGGAAGAUUGGAAGGGGGUGGGGCAUAAAUAUCAAGAUUUGGUCAUAGCUGAUGUGUCCUUUGUUUGUGAAGACAAAAACAUUUGAUAUGCUAAAUUAGCAUUUUAAAUAAUACAGGGCUAUUUUAAGGAAAAACGCUAACAGACAAAUAUCCAACACCAUUAACAUCCACGCCUGCUAAACGUGGCAGUAUUCAUUAAAUUACUUACUAUGUAAGUCUUCAAAUAUUAACAAUUUAACACCUGUCGACAAACACUUUUCAUUUCAUCAUAAUACGACCAACACUUUUAGCCCUGGUUGUAUGUCACAGAAUUGUUUGAUACAUUGCGCCAAGAGCAGUCAGAUUAGCCUAAUACAUUAUACAGUAUUUAAAGUCAUGUCGACAUACACCCACAAACCCAUAUCUAUUAUAAACAUGAAGGAUACAUUUUAUAGCAACCCUGGGAUCUGCAUACUUGGCAAGAGACUAUGAGGUGUGUAAAUCUCCAAUUUCUCUCUCGCUCCCUAUGACUCCCCUGAGACGAGUUCUUCAAGGAGAGUAAUUUUUACCUCCACUUUGCAAGUGUAAUUAUAUGGUAUCAGUACAUCUUGAAUGGCUCCCUGUAAACUAGGUGAGCAGUCAAUCACUCCCCCUCAGUGUUUUCACGUCGCAGUCUUUAAAUGGCAGUGUGACAGUAUAAUUAUUAUCUCCUCCUCUCUCUCUCUCUCUCUCUCUCUAUCAAACAUUGAGUAGCGUAGAGUUUAGAACUGUAGAAUAUCAUAUUUGAUGUAAAUAUAAAUGUUGUUGCCAGACACUGAACACAAGUUGUGUACAUUUUUCCUUUGUUGUAAUGUCCUUUGUUCAUGAUAAUAAUGCUGAGUUUAUUCUUCCAUUUUCCUGCCUCAGUUGUUUAUAUUGGGAUUGUGGCAUCUUCUGUUCUCUGUUGACCAAAGGCGGUGUCUUUAACUCGUAUCAGUUUUAAUUAAUAAAUGUAUGUCUAUACAGCAUUGUCCAUAAGUCAAGUCUAUAGUUUUUUUUAUAUCCGUUGAAAAAGUGAAACUGUUAAUACUUGACAGUAUUUUCCAAUAUUGGUUGCCAGUUGCGUACAGCAUCACAAACUGCUUAACGACAUUAUCCAUGCUGUUAGUGACCAGAGACAGAAAGCUUUAAACACUAGUGUUAAAUUGUUUCACUGUCGCUAUAACCAAUAUAAUAUCUUGGUACCAAACUGUAUCCCAUUCAGGGUUAGGCUCAAGCUGAAAAAAAUAAAUUGUAGCCAAUUCAAGUUUCAUUGAGCCAAAUAGCAAAAAUGACAUUUUUCGAAUUAGCUUUUUGGCAAACUAGAAAUGAAAUAUAUUCGCUGAUUUAAACUUUUAUUUCGCAUUUCGUUAUUUGGCGAGUUAGUUUAAAACCUGUAGAUACAGCAGUGUGUUGAAAAUGUGGACUAGUUUUGUUUUUCUACCACUGUAACCAGUUGUACAGGUAGCAAAUGGUGGAACCCAGUCCUUCAGACUUCACAUCUGAAAAUAUCGGAUACUGAUAAAUCACUGAUUGGCAUUCAUAGGCAACAUCUUGAGUAAAGCUUGCACAUAUUGACAGAAAACGUUUUGAAUAUUAGCACACAUUGAACAAUCAUUGAAUUGGUAUAAUGAUCCUCAAAUACUAGGGCUGGUUGGGAUUAAAGCAACUUCUUUUCAAACAGCCAGCAGGAGAUUACCUAUUAUAUUUUUAGGCUGACAAUUAAAACAAAUUUCCGAGAUGAAAUUACGGUGCACAAAAGCAUAAUCGGAUGUGAAGGCCUGGGUACCCUCAUCACACUAACCAAUUGUCUGUACUGAAGAAUGUCACAUCCUCAUAACCAGUAUGUUAUUGUGUUAUUUACUGACAUUGAAUCUUACCAGUAUACUACUGAAUACACUAAAAAAGCAUCCAACUGCAGUAAUAUGACUAAAUAACAGUAAUCCACUGUAACUAUUGUUACUAAUACUGAAGAGUAUUCUAUUACUGUAAUAACCAGUACCAAAUAGUCAUAGUAUUUCCAAUACCAGUUAAACUCCCAAGUUGGUACUCCAAAGUUUGUCAUCUUUUUGGCAUUUGAAAAAAAAAAAAAUUAUUUAAACAAAAUUCAACGGAUUUUGUUAGCAGUGACAACUGAAUGUCGAUAUAUGAAUUGUUGCUUGUGAACAAUAUUUGAGUAAAUUCGGUGAAAGAACACACCACUGCUGCCGGUGUUGUGCUGGUAAUCCUGGUCACUCUACUCUUGUGAGGGGUCAGUCCAACGUUUGUGUGUAUCGGUAGUUGUUUGUAAUAGGAAUGCCACUUGAUGUACAUGCACCCAUCCCACAGUUUCAGCAGUCCUGUGGGGUUUUUUUUAAUAAUGAUAGUUGACAGUGUGAUCUUAGAUUAGCCACCUGAACUAUGUCUUGAUAUAACUAUUAUUACAUGUAAUAUUAGCAAAUAAAUUUAAAAUUCGAAAUCUAUUUCAGAAACAUUUUUCAGAGCAAAACGUGAUAAACUAUUAAUAUGCAUUGCUUGCUUGGAAUUGGGAUCCUGUUAUACAGUGACCCAUAUCUGCAAGUUGGGAAUAUACAUUAAACUUUACACUGGUACUACAGAAUAUGUACCGUAUUGUUCCUAUUUGUAGCGCCCCCUCUAAUAUAAGCACCCCCUAUGAUCACGAGAAAUGUAUCAUGAAACGUACCCGUAAAAUAGUAAAACUGGCGUACCUGACUGCCGACUUGCAAUGAUUAUAAUCGGUAAACAAAUAAAAUCCAAACAGGUGAAGCACUACGAUACUAGUAUGGGCGAACAGUAUGUCACACAUGUCGUUUAUCAAAUGUAUGUCGCUGUUAUCUCCACGCAGAAUGAACGCACGACACUCCGUUAACGCUGUUCAAAACCGGAAGUACAAACAUGCCGGUAGGUAUUUACACCGACACCAUAACACCGUUUAAAAAAUGGGUAAAUGAUAACUUUAACUAAACUGCAAACUGGAGUCAGAUGUCAACAAUUUAACUUUAACUAAACUUAAAACUAGAGUCAAACGACAAUAAUUUUUGUACACAGUGACAAUCGAAACGUGUCAGUUACAAACUACCGGCCAGAGCUAUCGUAGUCUGUGCUGUCUGACUGAUGAUUGACAGUUUGAUACAAGGAUUAUUCACACGUAUUACGAAACGUGUUCUAGUACUCUAAUUAGUGCGCCCCCUUUGUGUUUUGCAUCGCGCCCGGGCGCUACAAAUAGGAACAAUACGGUAGAUUGGUAUUUAGUAUCUGAAAUCUAUUGAUAUUUGCUUCACAAGACUAUCGAGUACAAUUCCACCAGCUAAAAUUUGGUAGUACAUGUAUCUAGAACAAUUAUCCUGACUAAACAGAACUCUCAAAACUGAAAAUAAGUUUAGUUUUUUAUUUCACAAUAUUGAAACAAUCCCACACUGUUCUGUUGUUUUUAAAACGUAUCUUGUUAAAUGGGAUAAAUCUAGUAUUAGUAUAGUGUUUUGUUCAUCUCGUUCUCCAGAAGCAACAUGUAGAUAGCUUUGACAGUUCAGAAAUACGAGGAGGAAGUUUUGCUGUUGGUAAUAAUUGGGCUUUGUAGUUCUGAAAAACAUACCUAUUGGUCGAAUGGAAUUUUCUGAUUUGACACUACAACUGUGUAUAUGAUUUAAUACUGUUGAUACUUGUUUUUAUUUAAAUAAGCUUGGCCUGUCUAUAGCCGUCAGAGAAUAUAUAUAUAUUAUCUAUUAAUAUGUAUAGAAAGAUCACCUUGGCCUUCAGUAAAGCGCUACAAAAUAUGUGCGGAAAGUGUCGACUUUCUGUGUCUGAAAGGUGUGCCAAAGUCAAAAGUUCAUUGUUGGUUUUCUUUUCCAGUCGUUUUACUUUUUGUAAGUUGUAAAUUAUUGUGAACAUGUGAACGUGUGGAUGUACUAUGUUAUGUUUUCUGUCGGCACUUCCCGGAACACAAACAGUUUGUUGAAAUGUUGUCUAAAAGUGUGAUCUUGCAUCAACCAGUUCAUUGAUUUUUUACAAACAUUCCUUCAGUUGAGAGACACUGUACAGCAAAACAUAUAUACCCCCAGAAUAUUGAGACGUGGGGGUCACGUAAGCUCUGGUAUCUUACAAAUAAAUAUGCUGUUUGCAUAUCAAAAUUGUCUAAUGAUUUUUCUUUCUAAAUUUUUUUUUCUUUCUUCAUCUUUUUUUUUUUUUUUGCAAUGAACAUGUUGGUUGGUUCAAGGCUUUUCUAAAGAACUGGACAGAUUGUUAUGAAAUUUGGUUAACAGGUGUAAAUCAUUGAGGGUGGCAAUAAAAUCAAGCUGUAAGAUCAAUGUCAGAAAUGUUUGUAAUACAUGAUCUUACUUUGAUCCAUGCAUACAACUCUUAAUGAAAAGAAAAAAACAUCAGUAAAAUGUACAAAGGUCAAGGUCACUGGUGUCGAUUCAUGUUAAAAUGUCAAUUGAAAAGAAAGGUAAAUUUCCAAGCAUGGGCCUUUUGUAUAUGAUUCUUAGUAUAUUGUACUACAGAUUGAAAAUAAUGAUUAACUAUUUUCUCCGUGUAUUUCAUGCCAGUUGUUGAACUGGUUAUGACAAAUAUUGUGUGGACUUUUCUCUGUUGCUCUGGUGUAGAACCACACGAUGGACUGGAAAAAUAAAGAUGACUGAUUUGUAAA